AGUGGAAAUAAACUAGUCGAACCGCUUUUGCAAGUCAUACGGUUAAAAUUAUUUGUGCUUUGACUUAUAAUAAAUUGUUCGAUCCAAUACAAAAAUCUAAGUGUUGACUUUUGUUCCAAUUACUUCAGUAAUUCUUUCAAUACAAGUGUAACAUCAUGUUUUUAACACGUUCAGAAUACGAUAGAGGAGUAAAUACGUUCUCUCCUGAAGGCAGACUUUUUCAGGUCGAAUAUGCAAUUGAAGCUAUAAAGUUAGGUUCAACAGCAAUUGGCAUUUGUACACCUGAAGGAGUUGUAUUAGGUGUAGAAAAAAGAAUUACUUCACCAUUAAUGAUAACCAGCAAGAUAGAAAAGAUUUUUGAAGUAGAUAAGCAUAUUGGUUGUGCUGUUAGUGGACUCAUUGCAGACUCUCGUACUAUGGUCGAAAGAGCCAGAGCUGAGUCACAAAACCAUUGGUUUACAUACAACGAACAAAUGAGUGUUGAAUCGGUUGCGCAAGCAGUUUCUAAUUUAGCUAUACAAUUUAGUGGUGAUUAUGAUAGCAAAGAACCAGCUAUGAGUCGUCCCUUUGGUGUUGCAAUUAUGUUUGCAGGCAUUGACAAUAAUGGUCCACAAUUGUUUCAUUUAGAUCCAUCAGGCACAUAUGUCCAGUAUAACGCUAAAGCCAUUGGAUCAGGAAGUGAAGGUGCACAACAAACAUUACAGGAAAAGUACCAUAAAUCAAUGGGAUUAAAUGAAGCUAUUAAUGUUAUUUUAAACAUACUAAAACAAGUUAUGGAAGAUAAGCUCAGCCCAACUAACAUAGAAAUUGUUACUGUAACGCCUGACAAACUCUACCACAUGUUAGAUAAAGAAGAGCUUCAAGAGGUUUUUGAUAAGCUUGUGCCUUUCCCAGAAGAAAAUAAGGCUAGUUCAUCAGCUGCUGUUUCAGGCGCUGUUGCUUAAAAACUUAAUUUGGUUAUAAGAUAUAAAUAUAAAAAAACUCAUAUUUCAUUAGUGUAUGUCACUUUUGAAAAAAAAUUAUACAAUAACUAUUUUUCAUAUGAUUAA
Messenger RNA from Sipha flava (yellow sugarcane aphid), 1049 nucleotides. RefSeq names its product proteasome subunit alpha type-5 (gene Prosalpha5). The record is from RefSeq and is a predicted model, not a curated record. The coding region runs from base 156 to 944 and encodes 262 amino acids. NCBI's taxonomy places the organism in Eukaryota, Metazoa, Arthropoda, Insecta, Hemiptera, Aphididae. Gene Ontology annotation, cellular component: proteasome core complex, alpha-subunit complex; nucleus; proteasome core complex. Gene Ontology annotation, biological process: proteasome-mediated ubiquitin-dependent protein catabolic process. The transcript is spliced from 7 exons.